Cucumis melo (muskmelon) is the source of this 1300-nucleotide messenger RNA. Its product is annotated as peroxidase 4-like. The coding region runs from base 63 to 1043 and encodes 326 amino acids. The record is from RefSeq and is a predicted model, not a curated record. The transcript has 4 exons. Gene Ontology annotation, molecular function: heme binding; peroxidase activity. Gene Ontology annotation, biological process: response to oxidative stress; hydrogen peroxide catabolic process. Lineage: Eukaryota; Viridiplantae; Streptophyta; Magnoliopsida; Cucurbitales; Cucurbitaceae.
AUGUACUCCACCACACUCUCCUUCCUUGACCUAAAAAAGUUCCCUCUUAUUUCCUUCCCAAAAUGGCUUUUACUACUCACACUCCAAAACAUUUGGUGCCACCUUUGGUUCUAGUUUUGCAGCUAACCUUACUUUUGAUCGGCACCUCUUCGGCUCAACUCUCCGUUUCUUUCUACUCCAAGACGUGCCCUAAGCUCCUCUCCAUAGUCCGCUCCGGUGUUCAAUCCGCAAUCGCCAAGGAAGCCCGCAUUGGCGCUUCUCUCCUUCGUCUUCACUUCCAUGACUGCUUUGUUAACGGAUGUGAUGGGUCAAUCCUUUUAGAUGAUACUGCAACUUUUAGAGGAGAACAAACAGCGCCUCCGAAUAAUAGGUCUGUUAGAGGUUUUGAUGUCAUAAAAGCCAUCAAGAGUAACGUUGAAAAAGCUUGCCCUGGUGUGGUCUCAUGUGCUGAUAUUUUGACUCUUACUGCGCGUGAUUCUGUUGACAUUUUGGGAGGGCCAUCAUGGGAAGUGAAAUUAGGAAGAAGAGAUUCAAAAACAGCCAGUUUCUCUGCUGCUAGUAGUGGCGUCAUCCCUCCCCCUACUUCAACGCUUUCCAACCUCAUCAAUCGAUUCAAUGCUGUAGGACUCUCCGCCAAAGACAUGGUUGCCUUGUCUGGUGCGCACACAAUAGGCCUAGCGAGGUGUGUAACCUUUAGGAAUCGCAUAUACAACGAGAGCAACAUAGACGUCUCAUUUGCAAAGCUAAGACAAAGGAGUUGUCCAAGAAGCGGAGGAGAUGACAAUCUUGCCCCUCUAGAUGUUGCAACCCCAAAGCUUUUUGAUAACAAUUACUAUAAGAAUCUUUUGAACAAUAAGGGGUUGCUCCACUCUGACCAAGUCCUCCAUAACGGCGGAUCCACCGAUUCUUUAGUCAAACAGUAUAGUCAAAAUGAUAAGACUUUUGACACUGAUUUUGUGACAGCAAUGAUUAAAAUGGGAGAUAUUCGACCACUUACUGGAUCACAGGGCGAGAUCAGGAAAGUCUGCAGCAAACCAAACUGAUUCAUAAUAACAUUCGUGAAACUUUAAACUUAAACAAUGAAUUUAAGAAACUCAACAACAAUGAGUCUUUUAUCCUUCUUUUUCUUCUUCUUUUUCAUUUAUGUGUGGGCAAAUUUAAUAAUUAAAAGGUAAGAAGUAUGAAAUAUACAAAUCACUAGUAAGGAAUUUGGUGGCGACUUUGUUGAUUCAAAGUAAUCUUUCUUAAAUUUGUAAGAUUUAUAUAUAGAGUGAGAUAUAAAUUUCAAAGUACUUCUAAA